Brugia pahangi is the source of this 285-nucleotide messenger RNA. Lineage: Eukaryota; Metazoa; Nematoda; Chromadorea; Rhabditida; Onchocercidae. The record is from the annotation of a GenBank genome assembly.
AUGAUAUUAGCAACAAAUAUGCUAACAAUAUGGGAAUAUGAAGAUUUUCUACUUGAAAAUUAUAAGCAACGUUUAAUUGAAUCGAUUAAGUUAAAUCAUUUAUCAACUGAUAAUGAUAAUUUGAAUUCAACGCUACAAAAUGUUGUAAUUGAAACGAAUGAUAGCAUUGAUGGUCUUAUCAGGUAUCGAUCAAUGAUUAAAGGUGUUAAAGUUUCAAUUCAAAUCACUCUUAUCAAUUCUUCAUGGAUCAAAAAUGAAGCUUCAUUUUAUUAUGGCAAUAAUUAA